AUGAAUGGAGGACGUAACUAUGUGAACAGCUCUAGCGCGUGUCAAGCCCGCCCUGUGGUAUGGCCAGAGAGAUUCCGAUUUCCCGAGGAGGAAGGAGCCAUGGGCGAGUGGGUGAGUAUCUACACGCCAGCACAAAUUAACCUAUGGAAAUCUGGACUUUUUCACUCCCAUUUGGGAAGUCGCCCUUCUUGAGCAAAACGUGCCGGUCUUGUUGGAGGUUUGA
Messenger RNA from Hymenoscyphus albidus, 223 nucleotides. Lineage: Eukaryota; Fungi; Ascomycota; Leotiomycetes; Helotiales; Helotiaceae. The record is from the annotation of a GenBank genome assembly.